Anneissia japonica is the source of this 1963-nucleotide messenger RNA. RefSeq lists its product as uncharacterized. Lineage: Eukaryota; Metazoa; Echinodermata; Crinoidea; Comatulida; Comatulidae. The transcript is spliced from 9 exons. The coding region runs from base 1 to 729 and encodes 242 amino acids. The record is from RefSeq and is a predicted model, not a curated record.
AUGGGCUAUCACGUCGAGUUAGCGCAACGUAGGGCUUUAAAGUGGGAACCAAGUUCAAUACCUGCCAAUGCCGAAUUUGCUUGUAAUGACGCAGGUACUUCAACACUUUCAAAAUUUAAAGUUGAAGAUUCGUUAUUGCGAAUACCGGAUUACCAUAACAACCUACACUCAAGAGCGUGGAGUGUUCAUCCGCGACCAAUAGGAAAACGGACACUUGUUCUUUACGAUCAGCGAAGCACACAUGAAACUUCUGAUUUUGGAGGGGAGGAGAAGAAGCAGCAGCCAGGGACUUCAGUAUCUUUCGGAAGGAAAAGCGUGGGAACGACAUUAAAUUUCUUACAUCCUUCUCACACUGGUGGGGCUUCCACAUCAGAUGGAGCUUUACAAUUUACAGAAUUAGGACAACCAAAUGAAAGUGACGACACUGAAACAUCAGAUAAUUCGGAGCGACAUAGUAUUCUUCGACAAGGUAAUACGUGGUUUGAUGAAGCUAGAAAACAGGGACUAGUUCUGAAACCUAACAAGGGAUCAUCCGAUAACAUUUCAAAUUUACGUCAGACUGCUGGAAGUACUAAACGCGUUUGGACAGCAUAUAGAAGGCCUCCAUCUUGGACACGAGGAUUGAAUACGGGGAAGAAAGUAGAAAAACAAAAACAAGUUGGAACUCGUAUGAAAGUAUCUGAUAUGUUGGUGAAACUCCAAAAACUCGGUGUGCUCGCUUGGCGAUAAUCUACAAUGAUUUGUCGUUAUCCCUAAAACAUCUGCUGUAUGGAAAUAUGUUCGUUCAGUGAUACUGUGAAAACCUUUAAAGGACAUAAAGGUUAUAAAACAUUCCAAUAGCCACUAACAUUGACGAAGUUUAUGGGAUAUGUAGCCGGGGAACAAUUCAAUAGUACAGUGUAGAUAAAAGUAUAUGAUUGCCAUGAAAAUUGUGGGUUUAAUACAAAUAACAUUCAGGCCUUACCUUGUUUUUACAUUUCACCAAAAUGCCAAUAUAGAUCAAACUGACUAUCGUGUCGAUAAAUGUACUGCUAAGCAUGGACUUAUAUAACUCCAUGUGCUAAGUAAGUAAAUAAUUAUAGUUGAUCUCAAUUUUUACAUUUUUAGACGCCCUAUAUCUGGAUUUAGUAAUUAUCUAUGAAAUAAUAAUAUGAAGAACUGAUAUUUUUUUACGAUUCUAAAAUUAGUGCUAGUAUGAUUUGGUAUGACGCCCUCAUGCCGAAAUAGAGUUAAGAUGUAUAUUUUGGGUAUCAAUUGUAGGCAUAUGAUUGUUACUUGACAUACGAAUGUAUGCUUAUUAUACCUAGGCCUAUAGCAUAAUAGUAUAAUACUGUACUGUCAAUAUUUUUUACAGAAUAUUUGUAACCUUUUAAUCUCAUAAACCAGUUGAAAUUAUUUGGAAAUAUUGUUUCGCAUUUGCGUUCGGCGUUUGAAUAGUGAACUUAAGUUAAGUACAUUAAAAAAAUAGUCUGCAAGGUAUAGGCUAGUGUAUUUAUUACCAGACACCAAUAUCGUAGAGAUUUAGCCUAUUACCUGAAUUGAAGACUUUUCGGCGGACGGCGUAAACGUUAACUUAAGACCAUUUCGAUUGCUCCACCUAUUUUGUGAAAUUUGCAAAUGCACAUGCAUAAUUUAUUUUUAAAACGACAACGUCAGAUUUUGAAAAUACUUUACUUCUUAAACAAUAAUUUGCGGAGAUCUUCCGCUGAAAAGUCUUCAAUUUGACAAACGUAAGCGUGUCUAUGCGCCAUCAACGUGGCUUUAAUGCAUGUAUGCUCGAUCAAUAUGUUAUGACAUUUUUGAAUAAGUUUUCACGUACUAUAUAUCCGAAAAUAACGGGGAAAAAAACAUUUUUAAUUAUAGUCGCCUGACGCUCAUAAUGUACUUAAUCAGUAAGGACUAGGCCUACUGGUGAAAUUGCAGUGAUGAUAAGUGAAAAAUAAAUAAACUUACUGAAUAGUUA